UUCAACAGAAUUCAGGACGACUUGCCGCGGAUAGCAGUGACUCGCUAUUCCCACACACACUCCCCACUCUUUCAACAACAACCACAACCAAAAAUGCCUUCCUCCGUUCCUGAACCCAUCGCCAUCGUCGGCUCCUCCUGUCGGUUUCCCGGCUCGGCCUCCUCCCCCUCCAAGCUUUGGGACCUCCUCCGCCAGCCCCGAGACGUGCGGCGAGAGCUGAACGCCCAGAACCUCAACCUCCAGCGCUUCUACCACCCGUCCGGGGACACCCAUGGCUCGACCGACGUCAAGGGCCAGGGCUACCUGCUGGCCGAAGACAGCCGGCUCUUCGACCCGGCCUUCUUCGGCAUCAGCCCCUUCGAGGCCGACACCAUCGACCCGCAACAGCGCAUCCUGCUGGAAGCCGUCUACGAGACCUUCGAGAGCGCCGGCUACACGCUGACCCAGAUGCGCGGGUCGCAGACCUCGGUGCAUGUCGGCGUGAUGACCGACGACUACCACGACAUCCAGGUGCGCGACCUCGAGAGCAUCCCGCAAUACACUAGCACGGGGACCUCGCGGAGUAUCCUGGCGAACCGGAUCUCGUACGUGUUCGACCUGCACGGGCCCUCGGUCACCGUCGACACCGCCUGCUCCAGCUCGCUGGUCGCCCUGCACCAGGCGGUCCAGAGUCUGCAGCUCGGGGAGGUCAGCUGUGCGGUGGUGGGCGGGGUUAACCUGAUCUUCGACGCCGUCAUGUACGUUGCCGAGUCGAAGCUGCACAUGCUCUCCCCGGACUCGCAGUCGCGCAUGUGGGACAAGACCGCCAACGGCUAUGCGCGCGGAGAGGGCGCCGCCGCCAUCCUGCUGAAGCCGCUCAGCCAGGCCAUCCGCGACAAUGAUCACAUCGAGGGCUUGAUCCGGGGCAGUGGGAUCAACUCCGACGGCCAGAGCCAGGGUAUCACUAUGCCUACAUCGGCGGCCCAGGCGGCCCUCAUUCGGAGCACAUACGAGCGGGCCGGCCUCGACCCCAUCAGGGAUCGGUGUCAGUACUUCGAGUGUCACGGCACGGGCACCGCCGCGGGUGACCCCGUCGAGGCGCAAGCGAUAAGUGAGGCCCUCCUCGGGGAGGAUGCCUCCACCGGCGUGAUAAUAGGCGACGAGAAUUCGCCCCUUUAUGUCGGCUCAAUCAAGACCGUUACUGGUCACCUGGAAGGGUGUGCCGGUCUGGCCGGUGUCCUGAAGGCGCUGGUCUCCAUCAAGCAUCGCACCAUCCCGCCCAACAUGCUCUUCAAUGAGCUGAACCCCAAGAUUGAGCCGUACUACGGUCCCAUGCAGAUCGCGACCGCGCCCGUCCCCUGGCCCAAGCUCGCUCCGGGGGUGCCUCUUCGCGUGAGCGUCAACAGCUUCGGGUUCGGCGGUACCAAUGCCCACGUUAUCCUGGAUAGCUACGAGACUCCAGAACAGGAACCCAUUGAACCCGUCGCUGAAGGCAGUGCGCCACUCGGCCCCAUCGUGCUCUCCGCUCACUCCGGCGCCUCACUCUUGGGCAACGCCGAGGGACUCCUGCAGUACCUGCAGGACAACCCGUCGGUGGACUUGUCGGAUCUCAGCUACGUGCUGCAGACCCGCCGAACGGCGCACCGGGCGCGGGCUUUUUUCUCCUCGUCCUCACAUCAGGGCUUGGUCAGCGGCCUGCAGAAGUUCAUCACCGACAACCAGAAAGUGGCGAAGAAGGACACCAUCGGGAUCCGCCACCAGGCCAUCAACCCCAGCGAGACGCCCGGCAUUCUGGGCGUGUUCACAGGCCAAGGCGCCCAGUGGCCCGGCAUGGGCCGCAUGCUGCUCGAUCACUCCCCGUUGUUCCGGGAGGUGCUCGACAGGUGCGAUGCCGUGCUGCAGGCGCUGCCCGACCCUCCCGAGUGGCUCCUCGUGGACGAGCUGCGCAAGGAUGCCGAUACCUCCCGCGUCGGCGAAGCCGCCGUCUCCCAGCCAGUGUGCACAGCCAUCCAACUCGGUCUCCUAGAGGUACUGUUCGCCAGCGGGAUCGAUUUCGACGCCGUGGUCGGCCACUCGUCCGGCGAGAUUGCGGCCGUCUACGCCUGUGGCAUCAUCUCCCUGGACGCGGCGAUGCAGAUUGCCUUCUACCGCGGCAAAUACGCGGGUCUGGCACAGGGGCCGAACGGGGAGCGCGGCGCGAUGAUGGCCGUAGGGAUCAGCUAUAACGAGGCGCAGCGGCUCUGCAGGCAGCCCGAGUACCAGGGCCGGAUUAGCGUGGCAGCCAGCAACGGCGUCCAGAGCGUCACACUGUCCGGGGACAGCGAUGCCAUCCAGCAGGCCAAGGAGCACUUCGACCGCGAGAACGUGUUCGCACGCCAGCUGAAGGUCGACACCGCCUACCACUCGCACCACAUGCAGCGAUGCGCCGGCCCCUACCUCCAGUCUCUCGAGGCCUGCGACAUCCAGGUCCGCCGCCCGCGCGACGGCUGCUUCUGGAACUCCAGCGUCCGCGGCGACACCGAGCUGCUGCGGGGAGACCUCCAGUCCCUCAAGGGACCCUACUGGGUUCAGAACAUGGUGCAGACGGUGCUGUUCUCGCAGGCGGUGCGCUCCUCGAUCUGGCACGGGGGCCCGUUCGAUCUGGCCAUCGAAGUCGGGCCGCAUCCUGCGCUGAAGGGCCCCACGGAGCAGACCCUGGAGUCCGCCUUCGGCACCGCUCCCUCCUAUACCGGUGUUCUCAAGCGUGGCGCCAGAGAUGUCGAGGCGCUGUUCGACGCGAUCGGCUUUACCUGGGCCCAUCUGGGACCGCAGUUUGUCAGCUUCGCGGGUCUCCGACGCGCCUUGGUGCCGGAAGGCAGUCGACGCUCCCCCAGGCUCCUGAAGGACCUCCCGUCGUACUCCUGGGACCACGACCGGGUCUACUGGCGGGAAUCUCGCAUCUCGGCGCGAUUCCGUAAGGGGACUGAUGUGUUCCACGAGCUGCUGGGCCGCCGCACGCCCGACGACACCGACCGGGAGCUGCGCUGGCGCAACGUCCUCAAGCUCAGCGAGCUGCCGUGGGUCAAGGGCCACGAGAUCAUGGGCGAGCCCUUGUUGCCCGGUGCCUCGUACGUGGCGCUGGCGUUCCAGGCCGGGCAGGCGAUCGCGGCCGGCAGAGCCGUGCAGUUGAUGGAGGUGCAGGACGUGGAGAUCCGGCGGCCCAUUGUGGUGCCGGACUCGCGCGAGGGCCAGGACACGAUCUUCACGGUGCGGCUGCUGGAGAGCGGCGACCCCAAGGUCAUCGAGGGACAUUUCUCCUACUGCUACUGCUCGGACCCCAGCACAGGCGCCAUGGUCCACACCUGUGAGGGCCGCUUGAUCAUUCACCUCGGCGAGGCUGAGGGCGACGAGCUGCCUCCCAGCGCCCCGGCGCCGCCCAACUUGCUCCCCGUCGACAGCGAGGAAGGCUACGAGGUGCUGGCGCAGGCAGGUCUGAACUACACGGGCAUCUUCCAUCGCCUGCAGGACGUCGCACGCCGGCUGGACUUCGCCGAGGCCAAGGCCGAGUGGUCGGCCGAGGAGCUGCGCGGGGGAUACGUCGUCCACCCUGCGUUGCUGGAUGUGUCCUUCCAGAACCUGUUCCACGCCCGCGCGGACCCCAGUGCCGGGAAGCUGCCGACCAGCGUGUUGCCCGUGCAUAUCAAACGCGUGGCCGUGAACCCAAGGAUCACCCUUGGGGCGGAGGCCGGCACCAUCCGCACGGUGACCCAGUCGUUCAUCACGGCCCGCAACGGCCUGUCGCUCAGCGGUGACAUCCAUAUCUACGAUGGGGUGACCGGAGAAGCAGCGCUGCAGGUGGAGGCCCUCUCGGUGAAGCCCAUCGCGCCGCCGACGGCCGAGCAGGACCGCCGGCUCUUCUUCGACACCGUCUUCAUGGCCGACCCGUCGCUCUCGCUGCUCGAGCCGCUGCGUGACCCCGGCGACGUCGAGCGCGAUACCGCCCUCGUGGCCGACAUCGAUCGCGCCGUGCUCUACUACGUGCAGCGGGUGCUGGAGCAGGUGGACCCCAGCGAGGUGGCCGGGCUCUCGUGGUAUUUCCAGCGCAUGCUGGACUGCUUCCAGCACUGGGUGCAGGUGGUCCGCGAGGAUUCUCACCCGCUGGCCCAGAGCGGCUGGCUCGACGACCGGAUCGAGGUCAUCGAGGAGAUCUUCAACCGCUGGCCCGGCCAGAUUGAUAUCGAGAUCGUGCGCGCCGUGGGCGAGAACCUCAUGGACGUGCUGCAUGGCAAGACCCAGAUGCUGGAGGUCCUGAUGAAGGAUGACCGCUUCGGCCGCAUGUACUACGAGGGCUGCGGUUUCGCCGUCGUCAAUGCCGGCAUGCGCAACGUCCUGCAGCAGAUCUCCAACAAGUAUCCCCAGGCCAACUACCUGGAGAUUGGUGCUGGAACGGGUUCCACGUCUCACGCCAUCCUGCAAUCCAUCGGGAAGAGCUUCGACACCUACACCUACACCGACAUCUCCACCGGUUUCUUCGAGAACGCGGCCAAGCGCUUCUCGGAGUUCGCCAGCAAGAUGGUCUUCAAGACGCUGGACGUGGAGAAAGACGUGGUCCCGCAGGGGUAUGCCUUGCACUCCUACGACGUGGUCGUCGCCUCCAACGUUCUGCACGCCACGGGCAGCAUGGAGGUCACUCUCGCUCACGCCCGAUCGUUGCUCAAGCCUGGUGGUUUCCUGCUGCUGGUGGAGAUCACCGGCAUCGAGAUCAUGCGCAUCGGCUUCUGUAUGGCCGGCUUGCCCGGCUGGUGGCUGGGCGCGAAGGAAGGCCGCCGCUUCCACCCCGGCAUGACCACCGAGGACUGGGAUCGCACCCUGCAGGAUACCGGCUACUCGGGCGUGGACCUAGUCUACCACGACCUGCCAGAUGCCGAGAAGCACUGCAUGUCUUUCAUGGUCAGCCAGGCGGUCGACGAGACCGUGCUGCAGCUGCGUGAACCACUGGGGUACAUCAACAGUGUGCCCCAGACCGACUCGCUGCUCGUCAUCGGCGGCCACACCCUCCCGGUCUCGAAGCUCACAACCGCCCUUCAACGCCAAGUCGGACCCUCCUGGCGCAGCCGCGUGGUGGUUGCCCGCGAUCUCGAGGCCGUGGAUUUCUCCCGUCUCUCGUCGCGCAUGGAUGUGGUGUGUUUGCAGGAGCUGGACGCCCCGCUGUUCGCCGCGCCUAUCUCCCAGAAGAAGCUCAAGGCCCUGCAGGCGAUUUUCUUGCGCGCGCGUAACGUCCUCUGGGUUACCAAGAGCCGCCGAGCGGAGAACCCCUAUCAGAACAUGUUUUUGGGAAUGUCACGCGCUAUCUGCAAGGAGCUGCCGCAGGUGUCCAUCCAGUCCUUGGAUUUGGAGUCGAUCACCAAUACCAAUCUCUCCGCGCGGACGGUCCUGGAAGCCUUCGUGCGGAUGAAGAUCCUGUCGGCAGUGGACGAGCAAACGCCCCUGCUUUGGACACGUGAGCAGGAGCUGGUCAUCGAUGGGGACGAGACCCUGAUCGCCCGUCUGCGUCCCAACCAGGAGCUGAACGACCGGUACAAUGCGCGCUACCGCACGGUCACGAAGCCUCCGUCCGGCUCCGAUGCGACGAUCCGCCUCGUCCAACAGGGUGACAAGCUGGCCUUGAUCGAAGCGGACAAUCGUGGUCUCGCUGAUGCUGCUCAGGAUGUGAGGGUGAAGGCAGCUUUCUCGCUGACAGUUCCUGGCGGUAACAAGCAGGAGACGCUCUACCUCACGGUUGGACACCAAGUUGACGUGGGAACCCCGGUGCUGGCCAUCUCGCGUCUUGAUGCUUCUGUUGUGAGCGUGCCGCAGGUGGAUGUCAUCCCGAUUGACGAGACGGCUUGCGACGCACUUGUCCUCGAGAGACUGAGCGACCAGAUUUUCGCCGAUGCGCUGUUGAGCGCCGUCCCCGCUGGGCAGUCCGUCACUUUCUACCAGCCUCGGCGUGGUCUGGCUGCUGUCAUUGCUGCUACGGCUGAGCAGCGCGCGAUCGAGGUGUUCUUUGUGUGCUCAUCCACUACAGACGCAGAGGCUCGCAGUGAAUGGAUCCGGAUCCACCCCCACAGUUCUUCACGAGUCAUUCAAAGCCUGGUUCCUCGCCAGGACUCGAUCUUCGUGAAUUGCUCGGGCUCCACGGACUAUCUCGGAUCCAGUAUCCAGUCCGCGCUAUCAUCUCCUUGGGCAGCAACUGACUCUCUGAACCUGGUCGUCCAGCCUCCCGACCUGACUACUCUGUUCGAUCCCACCAAAACAUACCUGAUGGUCGGCAUGGCCGGUGGGCUCGGCCUGUCGAUCUGUGAGUGGGCCCUGAAGCACGGCGUGAAGCACAUGGUCAUCACCAGUCGAAACCCGAACAUCCAUACCCGCUGGCUGGCGGAUGCACGUCACAAGGGAGCCAACGUGCAUGUCGAGUCGAUGGAUGUCACGGACCGGGCGUCGGUGCAGUCCACGGUGCGCCGGAUCAAAGAUACCCUGCCCCCCAUUGCUGGUGUCUGCAACGCGGCCAUGGUGCUGACUGAUCGCAUGUUCGUCAACAUGGACGCGGACGCGGUCAAUCGCGUUCUAAAGCCAAAGGUGGACGGCUCCAAGCACCUGGACGAGGUGUUUGCCGACACGCCCUUGGACUUCUUCGUUCUCCUGUCCUCUUGCGGUGCAACCAUCGGCACCCAGGGCCAAUCCAACUACCACGCCGCCAACAUGUUCAUGUCCGCCUUGGCCGCUCAGCGUCGCGAGCGAGGGCUGGCCGCCUCGGUCGUCCACAUCGGCUUCGUCACCGAUGUCGGCUACACCACGCGGCAGGAGCGGGCGAUCUGGGAGAUCUUCGCUCGCCUGCAGUUCAAGUUUAUCUCCGAGAUGGACGUGCACCACGCAUUCGCCGAGGCCAUCAUCUCCGGCCGACCGGACAGCCACCGGCCGUGUGAAGUGGGCGUCGGUAUGGACCCUCUGACGGAGCCCCUGCCGGCCGGCCACAAGCCAGCCUGGACCUCCGACCCGCGCUUCUCGCACUAUCUGCCAUCCACCAAUGUCCGCAACGAGGUGGUGGCUCGAUCGGGCCAGGAUGACCUCAAGGAGCGGUUCCGCGAGGUGAGCACCGAAGCCGAGGCUGUGGAGCUCGCGCAGGACGCGUUCUCGGCCAAGCUUGAAACCAUGAUGCAAUUGCCUGCCGGAAGCGUCUCGGUCCAGGUGUCGCUGAUCGAGCUGGGUAUCGACUCGCUCGUGGCCGUGGAGAUCCGUACCUGGUUCCUGCGGGAGCUGGGCGCCGACAUCCCCGUCCUCAAGAUCCUGGGAGGAGACUCCAUCGCUCAACUGUGCACCAACGCGGCCAAACAGCUGCUCGCCCAGCAGCUGGAGCAAACGGCCUCCUCCAAGGCAGAGGAGGUCGAGACCGAAAGCACGACCGUGGACGAGUCUCAGGACUCGUCGCAGACUCCAUCCGAAGCCCCGGAAACCGCCGAAACCAGCUCCCUCGGGGCCGCCGACCAGGAUCUGUCGUCUGCGAGCAGCUCUCCCAGCGUCGUCGAUCCCACCGACGAAAAGGACGGCCACGAAGCCGGGGUGAACGUAGGACAAGACCCCCUCCUCCCCGAUGUGCGACGCGACGCUGACGAUGAUGACUAUGGCCAAGGUAUAAUCGAGAGCGAACGUCUCUCGUCUGGCCAGUCACGGAUCUACAUUCUCUCGCAGUUCCUCAACAACCCGACCGCGUACAACCUCAUGUUCCAGUUCGAGAUUGACGGCCACCUGGACAUGGAGCGCCUCCGCAAUGCGCUCGCCCUCACCAUGCAGCACCAUCAGUCCCUGCGCACGUGCUACUUCGUGCGCGAGGAGGACAAUCAGCCCAUGCAGGGCGUGCUCGUCUCCCCCAUCGUGCGCUUCCGCCAUGUCGCCGACGCGACGGCCGACGACAUCGCCGCGGAGGCGACUUUAGCCAAAACCCGGGUCUGGGACCUCGCCCGGGGCGAGACCAUGGAGAUGGCGGUGCUCUCGACCUCCGUGCAGUCGCAUACCAUCAUUCUUUCCUAUCACCAUAUCAUCAUGGACACCACCGGCUGGCGCUUCUUCAUCCAGGACCUGUCCGCCGCCUACCGCAUGGAGCCCCUCCAGCACACCAGCAAGACCUACCUGGAGUACACGCGCCGACAGUUUGAGCACCAGCAGACCGGCCAGUUUCAGGCGCAGCUGCAGUACUGGAAGAACGAGUACUCGACCGUGCCCCCGGUAUUGCCCUUGCUGCCCAUAUCCAAGACCAAGACGCGGCCCAGCACGCAGGACUUCCGCACCACCUACGAGUGGCAGGAAAUCGGGCCAGAGGUCGCGCAGGCGCUGAAGGCCGCGUGCCAAAAACUGCGGAUCACCGCCUUCCAUUUCCACCUGGCGGUGUUCCAGGUCGUGCUGUCGCAGCUGGCGGGCACCGACGACCUCUGCAUCGGGGUGGCGGAUGCCAACCGGCUGGACGACGACUUCGCCGACACGGUGGGAUUCUUCAUGAACAUGCUGCCGGUGCGGUUCCGCGUGUCCCCGGACGCGCGGUUCGCGCAGAUCGCGCAGACGACGGCGCGCAAGGUGCUGGGCGCGGUGCAGAACUCGGCCGUGCCGCUGGACAUGAUCCUGGACGAGCUGCACGUGGCGCGCUCCUCUGCCCACACCCCCUUGUUCCAGGUCGCCGUCAACUACCGGCUGGGCGUCGUCAAGAAGAUCCCCUUCGCCGGCCACUUCCUGACCAUGGCCGACGUCCAGGAGGCCAAGAACCCCUACGACCUCAGCUUCGCCAUCAUCGAGUACGGCGCCGACGGCUUCGUCCUGGAGAUGGCCUGCCAGGAGUCCCUGUACGACGCGGCCGCCACUCGCACCAUCCUGGACACGUAUGUGCGCGUGCUGAAGGGUGUGGUGGCAAACACCUACACUCCCGUCGCCGACGUGCCCAUCCACGCUCCCGACGCAGUCCUGGCGGCCCUCGAGCUCGGCCAGGGCCCUCGAGUGGACUUCCACUGGCCUGAGACGCUGUCGGAGAAGGUCCAGCUUGCGCAGGAAGCCCAUCGGGAGCAGAUCGCCAUCCGUGAUGGAAGUCAGGCGCUCACAUAUGCUCAGCUCGCGGAGCGGGUAAACGCGAUCGCUGCGGCUCUGCAGGUUGCAGGUCAAACGGCUGACUCCCGGGUCGCUGUCGUGUGUCAGCCCUCGGUCGACUUCACGGCCUCGAUGCUCGCUAUUCUCCAUGUCGGCGCGGUCUACAUCCCGCUGGACGUCAGUCUGCCACCGGCACGGCAUGCGGCUAUCGUCGCCAGUGCGCGGCCCAGCGUGGUGCUCUGCCAUGAGGCCACUCUCGAGCGCGCUGGCCAGCUCGGCGCCGGAGAGGAGAAUCUCGCCUUGCAGGUCAUCAAUGUAGAUGCGAUCGAGGCUGCUGUCAAGGAGACAAUCCCUUGCACUGCACAGCCGCAAUCGCCCGCCGUGCUCCUGUACACGAGCGGCUCGACCGGGAAGCCGAAGGGGGUGGUACUCUCGCAGCGCAACUUUGUCAACCACAUUGCGCUGAAGAUCGAGGCGCUGAAUCUGCGGCCGCGACGCGAGACCGUGCUUCAGCAGAGCUCGCUGGGUUUCGACAUGUCGCUGAUCCAGACCUUCUGUGCCCUCUGCACGGGGGGAACGUUGGUGAUCGUGCCGUACGAGUCGCGGCGCGAUGCGCUCCACAUCACCCGGCUGAUGCACCAGCACCAAGUCACCAUGACCAUUGCCACGCCCUCCGAGUAUCUGACAUGGCUGCACUACGGGCGGGACUCGCUGGCCGAAUGCGCCGGCUGGCGGUGGGCGUGCAUGGGCGGCGAAGCGGUCCAUCGCUCCCUGCUGCACGAAUUCCAGCGGCUGGGCCUCGCAUCCCUCUCGUAUCUAAACUGCUACGGUCCGACGGAGAUCACCGCGGCGGCCACCUUCCACCGCAUCUCGCUGGAGACCGGGGAGGAGGAUGAGCCUGAAUCCCAGAGCACGGUCGGCAAAGCUCUGCCCAACUACGCCCUGCGGAUCGUCGACGCGGCGGGCCGGCCUCAGCCGAUCGGGUUCCGCGGGGAGAUCUGCAUCGGUGGCGCCGGGCUGGCGAUGGGCUACUGGGCGUCGCCGGAAGAGACCGCGAAGCGGUUCGUCACGGACCGAGCAUCGCCAUCGACAAGAUGGUAUUGCACGGGCGACCAGGGUCGAUUGACGGCAGAUGGUACACUGGUUUUCCAGGGUCGGCUGGAAGGGAGCACGCAGGUCAAGUUGCGCGGGCUUCGGAUCGAGCUGGAGGAGGUGGAAGGAGCUCUGCUGCAAGCAGGGGCGUCGCUGUUCUCGACGGUCGUGGUCACCGUUCGAGACGACGUCCUGGUGGCCCAUGCGACGACGGUCGGUGAUCGGACUGGUGAGAUCGAGCCGGCGGUUAUCGCAGACUUGUUGGCGAACCUGCCUCUGCCGCAGUACAUGUGUCCGGCUCAGGUGGCCAUUGUCGACGAGCUGCCGCGCAAUAGCAAUGGCAAGAUUGACCGCAACGCCCUCGCCACCGCGCCGCUUCCUUCGGCGUCUCGUUCUGGUGGUGAUGCCAGUCAGCAUGGUACUGCACCUAAGCUGAGUCUUCGUCAGGGCGAGCUCCGCAUUCUUUGGGAGAAGGUCCUGCCGCCGACCAGGCACGCGCUGACGGCCGAGUCGGACUUCUUCCUCGAAGGCGGCAACUCCCUGCGGCUGAUCAAGCUGCAGCACGCCAUCAAAGAAGCGAUGGCGGUCUCCAUCUCCACCCGCGAGCUGUACGAGGCCUCGACGCUGCGCCAGAUGACCGCGCGGAUCGACUUCCAGCGCGAGCACCAGGUCAUCGAGAACGAGGCCAUUGACUGGGAGGCCGAGACAGCCGUUCCCAAGUCUCUGGUGACCGCGGCGCGGAACGCCAGCAAGCACUCUACCGUCCGCAGGAACGACGAUCAAGCCAUCGAGGUGCUCCUGACCGGAGCCACGGGCUUUCUGGGCGGAUGCAUCCUGAACGAGCUCCUGCAGGACGCUCAGGUCCACAAAGUGCACUGCGUGGCUGUUCUACCUGACGAGCAGAGCCACCUCCCGGCCCACGAUAAGAUCGUGACCUACACGGGGAGUCUGUCGUCUUCGACGCUGGGGCUCAACCCGUCCGAGUGCCUCGCGCUGCAGGAGGCCAUCGACGUGGUCAUCCACGCCGGCGCCAACGGCCACUGCCUCAACAACUACUCCUCCGUGCGCCAGGCUAACGUGCAUUCCACUCAGUUCCUGGCGUCCCUCUGCGCCCCGUCCGCCGUUCCCCUGCUCUACAUCUCCUCCAACCGAGUGCCCUUGCUCGCAGCCAACAACACCGCCCCGGUACCGGGUCCCGUGGCCGCCGAGCCGCCCUCCAACGGCACUGAAGGCUACACGGCGUCCAAGUGGGCCAGCGAGCAAUUCCUGCAGCGGGCCUCGGCGCUGACGGCGAUGCCUGUGGAGAUCCACCGCCCGUGCGUGGUGAUCGGCGACCAGGCGCCGACCUCGGACGCACUGAACGCGAUCCUGCGCUACUCGCUUCAGAUGAAGGCCAUCCCGCGUUUCGCCAACGUGGAGGGGUACUUUGAUUUCAAGCGGGUCGAGGAGGUGGCGCGCGAGUUGACCACCGCCGCUGUCGAGAUGAGUCGUCAUCGCGGCGCAGGGCCGCAAGAAGAAGGGUCUCAGCAGCAGCAGCAGCAGGUGCGCUUCCGGCAUCAUUCGAGCGGCAACAAGGUCGCGUUCCCGGCCAUGGUGGAGCACAUGCGCACGUUGUAUGGGGAAGAGUUUGCGGAGGUGGAGUUUAUGGAGUGGAUUGCGCGGGCCCUCGAGCACGGGAUGGAUCCCUUGAUUUCCAUCUAUCUGGAGAGUUUGGUGGAGAAGGGCGAGACGCUCCGGUUUCCGUAUAUGGGCGAGACGCUGGCUGUUUAG
Aspergillus brunneoviolaceus CBS 621.78 is the source of this 11928-nucleotide messenger RNA. Its product is annotated as putative polyketide synthase. The transcript is spliced from 3 exons. Gene Ontology annotation, molecular function: fatty acid synthase activity; 3-oxoacyl-[acyl-carrier-protein] synthase activity; phosphopantetheine binding. The record is from RefSeq and is a predicted model, not a curated record. Lineage: Eukaryota; Fungi; Ascomycota; Eurotiomycetes; Eurotiales; Aspergillaceae. The annotation marks the transcript as partial. Gene Ontology annotation, biological process: fatty acid biosynthetic process; secondary metabolite biosynthetic process.